Molecule: messenger RNA, 4272 nt
Organism: Cynoglossus semilaevis (tongue sole)
Lineage: Eukaryota; Metazoa; Chordata; Actinopteri; Pleuronectiformes; Cynoglossidae
Gene: ap3b1a
Product: adaptor related protein complex 3 subunit beta 1a
Exons: 27
Coding region: 237-3587 (1116 amino acids)
Biological process (GO): vesicle-mediated transport; intracellular protein transport
Cellular component (GO): AP-3 adaptor complex; membrane coat; clathrin adaptor complex
Source: RefSeq, a predicted model, not a curated record
UUUUUUGUUUUGUUUUGAGAGCAGCAAUAACAGGAUGAAAUACCAGCUAAACAAAUAUAGUUGCAAGAGCAGAGCAUACAGCCUGAGGAAAAGCAAUUUUCACAGCUCUGUUUGCACUCCCCAGUUGGAGGAGGAUAUAUAGAGUCAGUUUGGUUUGAGGAAACUGGAGCACACUCAGAAGAACUUGGACUGCUGGCUGUUGCAGUGUGUUCAGGCAGCUGUUGGGUCAAGCUGCGAUGGAUGUGGGUUUCUCUUUGCGCUUGGACGCGAAGGGGGCAAUGCGGACCGCAGUGGUUUCUGCCGAGAGACUGCAACUAAGUUUAAAGAGUGAGCUGAGUCAGGAAGAACAGGCCCUCACAAAGAGCAAUGGGAGCCUCAAGGAGACGCGCAAAGUUGGGAAUGAAGACCUUAAAGAGAUGUUGGAGAGCAACAAAGAGUCACUCAAACUGGAGGCCAUGAAAAGGGUUGUUGGGCUCAUCGCCAAAGGGAAAACUGCAUCAGAGCUGUUUCCUGCUGUUGUGAAGAACGUCGCCAGUAAGAAUAUAGAGCUGAAGAAGCUUGUUUAUGUCUACCUGGUGAGGUACGCAGAGGAGCAGCAGGACCUGGCUUUAUUGUCGAUCAGCACCUUUCAAAGGGCCCUGAAGGAUCCGAACCAGUUCAUCCGUGCCAGUGCUCUGAGGGUCCUGUCCAGCAUACGUGUCCCAAUAAUUGUCCCAAUCAUGAUGUUGGCCAUCAAGGAGGCGGCAUCUGACAUGUCUCCAUAUGUCAGGAAGACCUCAGCACAUGCUAUCCAGAAGCUUUACAGCCUGGACCCAGAGCAGAAGGAGCAGCUGAUUGAAGUCAUAGAAAAACUGUUGAAAGACAAAAGCACCUUGGUGGCCGGCAGUGUGGUGGUGGCCUUUGAGGAGGUUUGUCCAGAUCGCAUUGACCUGAUCCAUAAGAACUACAGGAAGCUGUGUAACCUGCUGGUGGAUGUGGAAGAGUGGGGCCAGGUGGUCAUCAUCUCCAUGUUGACCCGCUAUGCAAGGACGCAGUUCAUCAGCCCCUGGAAGGAGGGUGCUGCAUUUGAUGAAAACAGUGAGAAGACUUUCUAUGACUCUGACCAUGAGGAGAAGAAAGAUCAGACAGAGGCCAAACCUUACAUCAUGGAUCCAGACCACAGGCUGCUGCUCAGGAACACUAAACCUCUACUACAGAGCAGAAACACUGCCGUGGUGAUGUCUGUUGCGCAACUCUACUGGCAUCUGGCCCCAAAACAGGAAGUUAGCAUCGUCACUAAGUCUCUGGUUCGACUGCUGAGAAGCCACAGGGAGGUGCAGUAUAUUGUCCUGCAGAACAUUGCCACCAUGUCCAUUCAGAGAAAAGGAAUGUUUGAGCCAUUCAUGAAGAGUUUCUACGUCAGGUCUACAGAUGCCACACAUAUCAAAACCCUGAAGUUGGAGAUCCUGACCAACCUUGCCAAUGAAGCCAACAUCUCCACCAUUUUGAGGGAAUUUCAGACCUAUGUUAAAAGUCAGGACAAGGCGUUUGCUGCAGCCACAAUCCAGGCCAUUGGCAGAUGUGCCACCAACAUCUCUGAGGUGACAGACACCUGUCUCAACGGUCUGGUUCUGCUUCUUUCCAACAGAGACGAAACUGUCGUGGCAGAGAGUGUAGUCGUCAUCAAGAAGUUGCUUCAGACUCAGCCCACUCAGCACAGUGAGAUCAUCAAGCACAUGGCCAAGAUCUUUGACAACAUCACUGUACCCAUGGCUCGAGCUAGCAUCCUGUGGCUGAUGGGAGAGUACUGCGAAAAGGUGCCAAAGAUCGCACCAGAUGUUCUUCGUAAAAUGGCCAAGAGCUUUACAACAGAGGAGGACAUUGUCAAGCUGCAGAUUGUCAACUUGGCAGCCAAACUCUACCUGACCAACUCUAAGCAGACCAAGCUGUUGACCCAGUACAUCCUGAACCUGGGCAAAUACGACCAGAAUUAUGACAUCAGAGACCGAACGCGCUUCAUUAGACAACUCAUAGUACCGAGUGAGAAGAGUGGGGCCCUUAACAAGUAUGCCAGACGGAUCUUGCUGGCUCCCAAACCUGCUCCAGUGCUUGAGUCUGCUUUUAAAGAUCGAGACCGUUACCAGCUGGGCACUCUGUCUCACAGUCUCAAUACUAAAGCUACAGGAUACCAGGAGCUUCCAGACUGGCCGUCGGAGGCCCCGGACCAGUCUGUCAGGAAUGUGGAGGUCAUUGAGCCGGUGAAGGAGUGGGCACCGCUGGUUGGGAAGGUCAAGCAACCCAAGUCUGACCAGAAGUUCUACUCUGACGAAGAGGAUGAGAAAGAGGAGGGAGGGUCAGAGAGCAGCGGGAGUGAGGACGACAGCAGCAGCAGCAGCAGCAGCAGUGGCAGCAGCAGUGAGGAGUCCGGCAGUGAGAGUGACGAGGAAAGCAGUGAAGCAUCAGAAAAGACCUCCAGUGAUUCUGGGAAGAGUUCCAGUGAAUCCGAGGAGAGCUCCAGUGAAUCUGACUCGGAACAAAACAAGAAGAACAAGACCAAGAAAGUGGCGCAGAAGAGAAGCAAACCAGCUGCUGUCAACAGUGACUCGGACAAAAACGGCAACGGACCUGUAGCUGACGCCACCUCAGAGGAAAGCUCCUCUUCCUCAGAGUCCGACUCUGAAGAGGACUCGGAUUCGGACGCCCCCACAGUGCAGAAGAAGAAAAAUGACGUGAAGUCCAAACCUAAGGAAGGAGUGAAGUCAAAGAAGGAAGUCUCUCUUCUGGAUCUAGAUGACUUUUCUCCCGCACCUGUAAACAACACACCAAAGUCAGCGUUCGUCUCCUCCAGUCUUCUGUCCGACCUCGAAGGCCUGUCCCUCUCCAACGUCUCCCCCACCAUACAGGUCAACACACCGUCUUUCGGCCCCAUUAAAACCCACGAGUUGCUUCACCACAUGACUGGAAAAGGCCUCUCUGCGAAGUAUCACUUCCCGAGGCAGCCGUGCCUGUACCAGCCCAGUAUGGUGGCUGUGCAGGUCAUACUGACCAACAGCUCAGAUCACAGCCUGGAGGAGAUCCACAUAGGAAGUCGAAACCCAGCUAACCUGAACAUCCACUGUUUUAACACCGUCGAGCGGCUGGAGCCCGGGGCCUCGGUGACAGUUUCCAUGGGUAUUGACUUCAGCGACUCAACGCAGGCCGCCAACUUCCAGUUGUGCACAAAGGAAGACCAGUUUAACGUGUCCAUCCAGCCAGCUGUUGGUGAGCUGUUAAUGCCCAGUACCAUGACAGAGCAGGACUUCUGCAAAGAGCAAGGUAAACUUCUGGGUAUGAAUGAGACCUCAAAAACCAUCACCAUGGCAACAGCCACCACCUCCAGACAGGCCGUCAACAAGCAGGUCCUGUCUGUGGCCAAUAUAGGAGUGGUGUCCUGCGGCCUCGACAACAUCCACAGGUUUGCUGGUCGGACAGUCAGCAGUGGGGCCCUGGUCUUACUGUCGGUGGAGAUGAAGGAGACUUCCUGUGGCCUUCUCACCAUCAACACUGAGAAGAGUGUCAUGGCCUCCAUGUUGCUCCGUGACCUCACACACGCCCUUGCCCAGUCGUAGAGUCCUGCAGCCAAACGCUCCACUCACAUCAGGUUCUUAGAGUGACGGUUAAAGGGAGCGACACUUUUUAAAUUGUUUUAAUAUCUUGGUUUGGCAAAAAAUAAAAGUAAAAACUUUAAAAGUUGACUGACUGAAAAUCUCCAAGCUUGAACUUAAGAAUAGUCCUGGACCCUGAUUGUUACUCCUAAAUUAAGUGACGAGUGCCAUCAAAACACACACAAACUUAGUGUGGUUAGAAAUGAAAGAAAUAAUCCAAACUGCCAAUAUGUGGUUCGUGGUUCUGUUCGUUGGACCUCAUCCUAAUCACCCUAAUCAUAAAUGACCUCCCAUUGUUUUCGCUGCCAUUGAGUUUCUUCUGCAGAGCUACGACAGCCAACUGGGACCGAGACAUUUCAAGCAACGAUCCUUGAUUGGAUGAACACUGUUGUUGCCAAGAAAAACAGAAGAUCAGAGCCAUUUCAACUCCACCUGAAUACUGACGUAAACUGUAGCUUUAAUAACAGCAGCUCGUCCCUUUGCCAGGUUUAGUUCUACAUUUCUGUUGGACUCUCUGUACUUCACAUUUGUGCCUUCUACAUGAAAAUAUUGUUAGAACACCAAGCAAGAAAACCAUAGCCCUAAAUCGAUCAGGUAUUUUUUAUCUGCAUUGCUUCUGCUGAAUAAAAUGAAAAAUGAACUUAUUAAA